AUGGGAUCCUCCAACGUUGAACACCCCAAGACGGCCAUCGUCACCGGUAGCGCAAGGGGGAUCGGCAAGGCCAUCGCGCUUAGGCUAGCAAGCGAUGGGUAUGAUGUUACCAUUGCCGAUAUACCGGCCAUGUCGGCGGAGGCAGAGGCAACAGCCAAAGAGAUCGCGGCGCUCGGUCGGAAAUCGUUCGUGGCACUCGGAGACGUGUCUGUUCGGGCAAACGUGGAGUCAAUCGUCGCGCAGCAUGUCGAGAAUGUCGGGCCGUUGUUCACCAUGAUUGCCAACGCGGGGAUUUGCGAGGUGAAGUCGGUGUUGGAAGUGACAGAGGCAGACAUCCGGAAGAUGUACGACGUCAACGUAUUCGGGGUCUUCAAUUGCUACCAGGUUGCUGCUAAGCAGUUGAUCAAGCAGGGUACUCCUGGCCGACUUAUUGCAGCGUCGAGCAUCGUGGGUUUCAAGCCCUUUGCGAAUAUGGUGAAUUACAGUUCCAGCAAAUGGGCUGUGCGGGGUAUGACGCAGGGAUUCGCGAUGGAGAUGGCACAAUACGGCAUCCGAGUUAACGCGUAUGCUCCUGGCAUCCAUGCGACCAAGAUGUGGGAGCAAAUCGAUGGGUCUCUGGGAAAGUUGGAAGGGAGGGAGCAGGGCGAGAGCCUGAAGAAAUAUUCCAAGGACCUCAUCGCUUUGGGUCGGACGGGAGAAUCUGAAGAUGUUGCCAAGUUGGUCUCCUUCCUUGCCAGCGAUGAUAGCGAGUACAUAACCGGGCAAAAUAUUCUCGUCGACGGCGGAAUCGUGUUUACAUAG
This is a messenger RNA of Clonostachys rhizophaga, 801 nucleotides long. NCBI's taxonomy places the organism in Eukaryota, Fungi, Ascomycota, Sordariomycetes, Hypocreales, Bionectriaceae. The record is from the annotation of a GenBank genome assembly.